AAGUAGGUCAUGACGCCCCACUCUAACCGAGCAGUGCAUAGAGACACGUCGGUAGAACCGAACCCAUACCACAACAUCGACCUUCUAACGCCUAUGUUAUGCUAUCGAUCCUUUUUGGAUCCACUUCAGAUGCCUUGGAGCUACGGGCUAUUAAAGUUCUGGCGAUGAGCGAACUGAACCAAUCCAAGCGACUUUGAAUUGUAAUUCCGUUGUCCCAGAGACCAGACUCGGAAGCUGACAGGUUCUUCACGCUGUCAUCCACCGAUCGCUUUCAAUGAGGACCACUCUGGGAAGGUGCCCAUCGUAUCUGUUGAAUUUUCCAUUCUCAAUCACUACCUCUAUCACGCCGUUUUUGCUAAUAUUACUACCAAGUGUGUAACAUGUACUUGCCGACAGACGGAACGACGACAGGGAUACUGUGCCGCAUUUGUACUGUAGCAAUGGAUUCCGCCCUAGGACAACCAGAAUGGCACGCAAAUCAAACACUGGGAAACCUGAAAAAGUCGGCACAAGAAGGGUGUUUGACGUGUAAUUGGUUGUGGAAUGGAGUCCCUGAGUAUUCUCGCCUACAAAUACGGAUUUCCUCUGUCGCAGAGGAUAGAGUGAGCGGUAUCUCUUUCCACAGGCGAUGGAAAGUCAAUCAACUAGAAUCCCAAGGAGGGUGCUUCGAGUUGUAUGAUAGGAGUAGAAUGGAACUGGUCAAUUGGACUAAACUUGGAGUUCAUGAGGGAGCUGAGCGUCCAAGCCCGCAAUAUCAUGCUGUUCUCGCGCCGUCCGAGACCGGGAUUCUUUCGAGUCCAUACACGGCUUCCAUCAAUACAGGCGCAGGAGAAACGUUGUGCCUGGCAAAACAGUGGUUGGAAAAAUGCAUUUCAUCCCAUAGCUCUUGCGCCGCUUAUAGCCGUCCAGGCUGGGUACCGAGUCGAUUGCUGAAGCUCCAUCUUCGAGACGAUGACAAGAUUGGUGCUAGGCUAGAGGAGCUAGCUAUGGAUGAUUACAACAGCACAGCUGAGUACGUGGCUCUUAGCCAUCGGUGGCAAGAAAAUAACGAAUAUUUACUGCUGAGCCACAAAAAUAUCUCACAACUUCGCAAUAAUAUUGAGGUGCCCAAACUUAAAGCGUCUAUCCGGGAUGCAAUGAGUGUCGCAGUUCACCUGGGUGUCUAUCAUAUUUGGGUCGAUAGUCUCUGUAUACAGCAAGACAACGACAAAGAGCGCGGCGAAGAAAUCGCGAAGAUGGACUUGGUCUACGGUAGCGCGAGGUGCACUAUUGCCGCCGGUGUAGGCGAAACAGCCGACGUGGGUUGCUUCAUCUCCAGAGAUGUCAAUGAAGUGAGAACUCAUGGUGUGAAUUUAAGAUUGGGGGGACACGAAACCCGAUACUGCCAUAUACGACCAUCCUGGAACGACACAAACCGAGAGCUCGACAACACUAGCUUGGCUAAACGCGGAUGGACUCUUCAAGAACGGUUGCUCUCACCACGUACCUUGCACUUUUGCGCUAAACAAGUGCAUUGGGAAUGUCGAGAGUUCGAGGCGAAUGAGACCCACACUAACGGUGAUCCUAUACAUGACAGUAGGACUUCUGUUGGGAGGUUUACGGAUCUGGCGAAAACUUGGCCAGAGGUUGUGGAGGCCUAUACAGCCCGUUUUUUGAGUAAACAGGAAGACCGUCUCAAUGCUAUCGCUGGUAUCGUUGCUUCAAUCCAACGCAAUUCAACGGUCAAAGGCCAAAAUGACGAAUAUCUUCACGGGUUAUGGCGCAGUUCUUUGCCUCUAUCAUUGCUGUGGUAUUCCAAGGACGAGCCGGAGAACAACAGGCUGAUUAAAGUCGCACCAACGUGGUCAUGGGGCUCAACUAGGAAAGAAAUCUGUUACAGUCGUAAUGUCAACGGAAUUUCACUGGUCGAAAUCUUGGGGAUCCUAAAAGCCACUGACACUUUCAAAGGUAAUAUAAUCAGAGUGACCAGAAUGGCAGGCUUCGAUGGUGGCGUCCUCCACAUCCGAGGUCGAUUUUUCCAGCCGUCUGAAGGAAACACGAUCUCCGAUUCCAGCCCUUUUGUGCGACAUGACUGGAAUGAGGUGAAACGCUCGAUAUCAACCAAGACGGACAAGUACCUGCCGCUUUUUAAGAAUAACCCAUCCAAUAUCCAGGGCGGUGCGACUUUUAUAGGAAUUGUUCUGAGGUCAUUAGGUCCACGUUAUUGGCAAUGCUAUGAGCGAGUGGGCCAUUUUUCACAAUACAUUCGUGUUGAAUAUAUGGAUAUGAGCUUCGGAGAAAAGAAAGAGUUUUAUAUUUAUUGAUCUUAGAUUAUAGUUACUCAUUUUGUCCACCAACUGUUACUGUC
This is a messenger RNA of Truncatella angustata, 2347 nucleotides long. RefSeq names its product heterokaryon incompatibility protein-domain-containing protein. The coding region runs from base 381 to 2303 and encodes 640 amino acids. The record is from RefSeq and is a predicted model, not a curated record. The transcript has a single exon. Lineage: Eukaryota; Fungi; Ascomycota; Sordariomycetes; Amphisphaeriales; Sporocadaceae.